This is a messenger RNA of Racocetra fulgida, 335 nucleotides long. Lineage: Eukaryota; Fungi; Glomeromycota; Glomeromycetes; Diversisporales; Gigasporaceae. The record is from the annotation of a GenBank genome assembly.
UGUUGUAUCUAGUAAUGCUGUAUUUAGUAGUGCCGUAUCUAGUAAUGCUGUAUCUAGUAGUGCCGUAUCUAGUAAUGCUGUAUCUAGUAGUGUUGGUAAUGCCAUAUCUAGUAAUGCUGUAUCUAGUAAUAAGAUGAGUAACGAUGACGAAUAUGAUUAUCUUUUUAAAGUUGUUUAUGAUAUUGUCAAAUAUACAACAUAUAAAAAUGUUGAACGCUGGUUGAAAGACUUAAGAGACUAUGCUGACAGUAAUAUUUUCAUUAUGCUUGUUGGAAAUAAGAGUGAUUUAAAAUAUUUACGAACAGUUUCUACUGAAGAAGCCAAGCAAUUUGCUG